UGGCUUAAUCUACACAUUUCAUUCCUAAAUGUGACUAGUGACAUUUCUGAUGUUUUUAGAUGUCCCUCUAACAGUGCUACUGACCAAAAUGGACAAAGCAUGUCCUCAUGUGGAAAAGGAUUUGAAGAAAGUGUACCGCAGCUGCUACAUAAAGGAUCUGAUCAAAAAAGCAAGUACAUGUCUGGGCAUUGCGGAGUCAAAUGUGCUUCCAGUGAAGAAUUACUCCCAUGAGAUUGAGCUGAAUGACACCUGUGACAUCCUGCUCCUCAGUGCUGUGAAGCAGAUGCUCAACUUUGCUGAUGACUACAUAGAGAGUAUUUAUGAGAACCAACAGUAGAGAAAUGUUAUGUUAGUAGAGACAUAUGCCAACAACUCAUUGUAUUUGGGGACAUCGGCAAAUUCUGAUAGUUAAGAUGGUCAAGAGCUGCUGCCCAAGAUUUUGUGA
This is a messenger RNA of Paramormyrops kingsleyae, 445 nucleotides long. NCBI's taxonomy places the organism in Eukaryota, Metazoa, Chordata, Actinopteri, Osteoglossiformes, Mormyridae. The record is from RefSeq and is a predicted model, not a curated record.